UCCUUUUCAGAAAUCUCUGGGUGAUAGGAUUUGCAUUAUGUAUACUUGGAGUGGCUGCUGGAGCCCUAUACAUUCCAACCUUCCAAAACUGCCUUGAUGCCGUCAAGGAAUACGACUUUGACGACUCGAUCUACACCUACGGUUGUGUGUCCGGCAUUUUCCAGAGCGCUUUUGCGUUUGGCGGAUUUAUCGGUCCUACCCUCGGUGGAGCGGCGGUACAAUGGAUAGGGUUUGAAUGGACGUCGACGGCGAUAGCAAUUGUCAACGUGAUAUUUAUCGUAACUCUCCUAUUCUACUACGGCACCAAAUCGAUGCGACAACGAUCGAUUCAACGAAUUUUGGAA
Molecule: messenger RNA, 344 nt
Organism: Mesorhabditis spiculigera
Lineage: Eukaryota; Metazoa; Nematoda; Chromadorea; Rhabditida; Rhabditidae
Source: the annotation of a GenBank genome assembly